Paramecium primaurelia is the source of this 108-nucleotide messenger RNA. NCBI's taxonomy places the organism in Eukaryota, Ciliophora, Oligohymenophorea, Peniculida, Parameciidae. The record is from the annotation of a GenBank genome assembly.
AUGGAAAAACAUAGUUCUACAUAUAUCGAAGAUAAUAAAUUUUAUUUCUAGUUUCUCUAGCUUUGCUUUUACAUUGCUUUAAAUAGCAGCGCCGAAUAAAUUAAAUGA